Molecule: messenger RNA, 312 nt
Organism: Prorocentrum cordatum
Lineage: Eukaryota; Dinophyceae; Prorocentrales; Prorocentraceae
Source: the annotation of a GenBank genome assembly
AUGUGGGAGGCCAAGCUCAAGCCCGACCUCAUUGGCUACAGCGCUGGGAUCAGCGCGUGUACCAGUGGCGAGCAGUGGCAGCGGGCUUUGGCGCUGCUGGGCGAGAUGAGGGAAGUGAAGCUGGAGCUCGACAUGAUGAGCUACAGCGCUGGAAUCAGUGCGUGCGAGAAGGGCGAGCAAUGGCAGCGGGCUUUGGCGCUGCUGGGCGAGAUGUGUGAGGCGAAGCUCGAGCCUGACGUCUUCUGUUCUACAGCGCUGGGAUCAGCGCGUGCGGGAAUGGCGAGCAGUGGCAGCGGGCUUUGGCGCUGCUGA